AUCUGCAGACUGGAGGGAGGGACUUUCUGGGUGUGGUACACACACAUACUGGGUUACAACUUGGGGUCUGCAAGUUAAUAGCUGACAGGUGGGGGGAGCAAUGCAAGACUUGGCCCUUCUAUCAGCAGAACACUGAAUCUGCAGCCAUGCAAUGACUAUAGUAUGCUGCUAACUACUAGAUGAUGCAUUUAUGAUUUAGCAAGAUGGCUCCUCUCCGGCACAGCAAUUGCCCCCAUAAUAAGAAGCAAUAUGACUAGCAUAGGGAAAUACCUUCGUCUUUCCUGCUCCAUUGUGAGCUCACUUGUGUGUGGAGAUUCAUUCCUUCCUAAUCCUAAAUACAGCUUCACUUGCUGCCAGUGAUUGAUUUGCACAUAGGCAGUAGGCAGUUCUGCAGCUUUCAGAAGUUUUAGUUUUGGAGAUUGAUAAGCAGUGACUCCCAGGUAGGCAGAGCCUUCAUCUGGCAUGUACUAACUAAGCUCAGGAAAUCCAUUUACCACUAACAACUUUCAGGAUGGACUCGUACCUGAUCCAAGUGAAUGGCCAAGGAGAUCAUGUCCCCCUGUUGGAUAUUCAUCUCAAGACCAAUGGAAACAGCAUGUCACUGGGAAAGGUGAAGGGCCGGAAGCCAAGAUGGGCUGUCAGGGCUUCUGAAAUGUCAAAGAAGACUUUCAAUCCUGUCAGAGCCAUCGUAGACAGCAUGAAGGUGGAGCCCAACCCAAAGAAAGCCAUGAUCUCCUUGUCUUUAGGAGACCCAACAGUCUUUGGAAACCUUCCCACAAAUGAUGAAGUCACACGAGCUAUGAAGGAGGCUUUGGACUCAGGACGUUACAAUGGUUAUGCUCCAUCUGUAGGCUACCAGUCCUGUCGAGAAGCUGUGGCUGCAUAUUACAACUGCCCAGAGGCACCAUUGGAGGCCCAGGAUGUCAUCUUAACAAGUGGCUGCAGUCAAGCCAUAGAACUUGCCUUGGCAGUGCUGGCUAAUCCAGGCCAGAACAUCCUGGUGCCACGGCCUGGCUUCUCUCUCUACAAGACUCUGGCACUGUCCAUGGGAAUUGAAGUUAAACUUUACAAUCUCAUGCCAGAGAAGUCCUGGGAAAUUGAUCUGAAGCAUUUGGAGUCCCUGGUGGAUGAGAAAACAGCUUGUAUAAUUGUGAACAACCCAUCAAACCCCUGUGGCUCUGUGUUCAGCAAGAGCCACCUUCAGAAGAUCCUGGCAGUGGCAUCAAGACAGUGUGUGCCCAUCCUUGCUGAUGAGAUCUAUGGAGACAUGGUGUUUGCUGACUGCAAAUAUGAACCCAUUGCAACUCUCAGCACCAAUGUACCAAUCUUGUCCUGUGGUGGCUUGGCAAAGCGAUGGCUAGUCCCAGGCUGGCGAAUGGGCUGGAUCCUAAUCCACGACAGGAGAGACAUCUUUGGUAACGAGAUCAGGGAUGGCCUUAUCAGGUUGAGCCAAAGGAUCCUAGGACCCUGUACAAUUGUCCAAGGAGCACUGGAACGUAUCUUGCACAGAACGCCUCCUGACUUCUACCACAACACCCUCAGCAUCCUCAAGUCCAAUGCUGACCUUUGUUAUGCUGCUCUAUCAGCUAUCCCAGGCCUCCAGCCUGUUCGGCCUGCUGGAGCCAUGUACCUCAUGGUUGAAAUUGAAAUGGAGCAUUUUCCUGAAUUUGAAAAUGACGUGGAGUUCACUGAGCGGCUCAUCUCGGAGCAGUCUGUGUUUUGCCUGCCAGCUACAUGCUUUGAGUAUCCAAACUUCUUCCGUGUGGUGAUCACUGUACCUGAAGAGAUGAUCUUGGAGGCCUGCAGUCGCAUCCAGGAGUUCUGUGAGAUGCACUUCCAGGGUGCUGAGGGGGCCCAGGAUCUUGAGUGUGACAAGUAGCUACAGCCAACCUCCUGCCUCUGCCAGCCUAGACCUUGUGUGAGAUGGCAGGCAGGGCUGCUUCCAGCCAGCACCAUAUCCCCCUGCCUGUAGGCAGUGCUGUCCUGCUGCUUCACAGACCUCUCAGCACCAUAGAAAGAAGCAGACCUCUCCUUUUCCACUGCACCUCCCACACCCUCUGGCAUCUGGUGCCUGUGGUCUCCAUAUACUCUGCAUCUGCACCCCAUACUGGUCUCUGUGCUGGCCACAAACCAGCCACAGGCAGGGACACCUGGCUGCUCCUGCACCAGGAUCUGUGGCAUUGACCCUGAGUGGCCAGUAGUUCCUGCACUGCCUGCACUCCCCCUCUGGGGCAGGAGAUGGCCACAAUCUCAGAGGACAAGAGACACUCACCCACCUCUUACCUGUCUUACUUUAGGAGGCCAGAGCGCUUUAUACCAAGCCCUUUGUCCAGCAAAGGGAGUAAGUUAUUGUGACUUUUUUUUAUUAAUAAAUCUUCUGACAUGGUAGUCCCCAUAGUGUGUCAGUAAGGGCUUGUGCCCAGCGGGUCACUCUUGUUCAGCAUGUGGUGCUUCAUGUUCACCUCUGUCCCUGCAGCUGCCUGGCUGGGGCCUGCCCUGCCACCAGCCAAAGCACAGGGACAGCCCAUUCAACCCUGGCAGUACUCACCAGAUUGUCAGGGCAGGAUGGGCUCUGCAAACCUGGUACAGACAAGAGCCAACUGCCCCCACUCCAGUGAGCCUAGAAGCUUCCUGUGGUGGCUGGGCCUCUCCACAGCUCACCCCAUCUUCUGCUGCUUGUUGAUCCUUACAGCCACUCCCAGGCUCCCAGCAGAGUGAUGUAUGCUAGUGCCCAGGUGGGCAGUGCCAGGCACCAACCUCCAGAUAUUCAAGGUGGGUGUUUCCCACUCCAACAGUAAAUGCCAAGGUGGUACGUCUCUGAAGUGCUUUCACAGUGUGUUUGUGAUGUGCCGCCAUGCCCAGGUUGCUGAUGGCUGGAUGCAUAAGCCCCACAAAGUACAAAGAACUGAUGGCCUGGCACUUAAUGGAAAAAUGGGCCCAUCAAACUGACUGCUGUAGUCAGGGGCUUGAGGAACAUUUUCUCUUCACAGAGGAGUAACGUACA
Messenger RNA from Phasianus colchicus (ring-necked pheasant), 3004 nucleotides. RefSeq names its product tyrosine aminotransferase (gene TAT). NCBI's taxonomy places the organism in Eukaryota, Metazoa, Chordata, Aves, Galliformes, Phasianidae. Gene Ontology annotation, biological process: biosynthetic process; L-phenylalanine catabolic process; L-tyrosine catabolic process. Gene Ontology annotation, molecular function: pyridoxal phosphate binding; L-tyrosine:2-oxoglutarate transaminase activity. The record is from RefSeq and is a predicted model, not a curated record.